AUGGGACUUGCCCAACACGACUUGCAAUUUGUGGUUGGUGACCCAGAAACGAAAGAAAAGAUGGAUAUCGACGAUAUCCUUCGCGAGGUUGACCCGUCAACCGGCGGCGUCGGUUCGGAAACGCGCGACAUCCAACUGUUGACCCGGCUCUGGGUCGCCGAGCGGUCUUCCCCGGAACUUUUAGAGUGGCCCCGUUCCGGCUUCUUUGAAAGGAUGAACGAGCGCAUAAAGCGUCAAAUCGAAAAGGUGGAGGAUAUGACCGGGGACAUGGAUCCCAAGACGAACUUUACGCUGGUUGUGAUCCAGACGGAACUCGAGCGGUACAAGUUCCUCGUGCGCAGCUACCUCCGCGCUCGCAUCGCCAAGAUUGACAAGUACACCCUCCACUACCUGUCCACCCCAACCCUCCGCGCGCGCCUCUCCCCCACAGAACUCGCCUACGCCACACGUCACCAAGCCCUCCUCCACAACCACUACCUCACCUCCUUCCUCUCCGCCUUGCCACCGGCCCUCCGGAACCUCAACGACACCGCCGGCAACGUUGGCAUGGUCGACGUGCCCGACCCGGACACAGCUGUUUUCGUCCGCUUGCUGAGAGCUGCCGAGGUCAAGGGUCGCGGUACCGACGAAGAUUCCGCCGUCGCGGGCAAGGAGGGAGACGUCUUUGUUGUUCGGUGGGAAGGUGUGAGGCGGCUCGUGGAGGAUGGCAUCGCCGAGUUGGUUUGA
Molecule: messenger RNA, 726 nt
Organism: Parascedosporium putredinis
Lineage: Eukaryota; Fungi; Ascomycota; Sordariomycetes; Microascales; Microascaceae
Source: the annotation of a GenBank genome assembly